Megachile rotundata (alfalfa leafcutting bee) is the source of this 845-nucleotide messenger RNA. RefSeq names its product small ribonucleoprotein particle protein SmF (gene SmF). Lineage: Eukaryota; Metazoa; Arthropoda; Insecta; Hymenoptera; Megachilidae. Gene Ontology annotation, molecular function: RNA binding. The record is from RefSeq and is a predicted model, not a curated record. Gene Ontology annotation, cellular component: pICln-Sm protein complex; catalytic step 2 spliceosome; U1 snRNP. Gene Ontology annotation, biological process: spliceosomal snRNP assembly; mRNA splicing, via spliceosome.
AGUGUUCUAAACUAAAUGAAACCAACAUGCGCAAACUAAACGAAAACUUGUCUUCUAACGACAGUAUUCUCACGAUUGUAACCAUGGACUACUUCAGAGCAGUGGCAUUGUGUUCAGUACGAAUUUGCCAGAAUUGAAUUUGUUCCAUUUUAAUAUUUUCUUACAUAUAAGUAAUUAAUAAAUUCGACACAAUGGCUGCAACAAUGCCAAUAAAUCCUAAACCAUUUUUAAAUGGUUUAACCGGUAAACCUGUUAUGGUAAAACUAAAGUGGGGCCAUGAAUAUAAAGGUUAUCUUGUGUCUGUUGAUGGAUAUAUGAAUUUGCAAUUAGCUAAUACAGAAGAACACAUUGAUGGAAAUUGUACUGGAAACCUUGGUGAAGUUUUAAUCAGGUGUAAUAAUGUAAUGUACAUAAGGGGUGUUGAAGAAGAGGAUGAAGAAGGAGAGAUGAAGGAUUAUUACGUUUACGCCAUCUAUUGCUGGGAAGUAAAACUGUAUAUCAACUACUUACGUUAUCUGAUGGCAGAAUGCGAAACUAAUGUUUUGGCGGUUGUUAAAAAAAAUGUAGGUAAAAUCAUAUUUUCCGUUUAUAAUAAUAUUUCUACUACAUUAUUGAUCGAAGGAAGGAAACGAUUCAAUAAUUUGUAUAAUAAUAAAAUAAACAAUAACAUUUAAUAUAUGUAUUUUAUAUAAUUUUACUUGCAUGUCAAAUAAUACAUAACACUAGAAGUGUCUUUCAAAUGAUACCCAUUCGUACUUUUCUUUUGUUUUUGGAAAAGAUAUUUGAAGGACAAUGCAAGUACGGAAUUAAAAACACAAUAUACAUAGCUGUAUGUAUAGCAACUG